Messenger RNA from Cotesia glomerata, 1320 nucleotides. RefSeq names its product paired amphipathic helix protein Sin3a-like. The record is from RefSeq and is a predicted model, not a curated record. The coding region runs from base 141 to 653 and encodes 170 amino acids. Lineage: Eukaryota; Metazoa; Arthropoda; Insecta; Hymenoptera; Braconidae. The transcript is spliced from 3 exons.
UCAAGAGAAAUUACGAAUAAUUAUAAUUGUUUUAGGUCGAAGGAAACGGUUGGAGCUCGCUAGGAAAAAAUUGUGUUGGUCGCAAGCCUGUAUUUCUGUCUAGAAAUGUUAGACAGUCGAGAAAACACUCCGGAAGAACGAUGAAACUACGGAAUAACCCCGAUAAAAAUUCUGAGAGCUCGACUGAAGGUGGAAAGGGUGAACAAGAGAUGGACGUUGACAAUGAUAUAUUGAAAGGGUCAGCGACAUUAAGAAUGACAGGGACAAAUGACAAUGAUGAUAUGAUCGCAUUGGAUGAGACUCAAUGUACAUUUAAUCCCAAUCGUUAUCAUAUGCUUUAUGUCGUGAGUAAAGAGGCCUUUCUUUACAAACAAAACGCGUUCACGCGAGCUAAAGAGUCUCAUUUAACCGUAACAAAGAAUUUAAACAACAAAUUUCACGGAUGGCUGCAGAAGUGGGUGUCGAAAAACGUCGGAGACGGACAGCAUCAGUCGUGUAUUGACUGGAUGAUGGGUCGAUAUGAAAAUUUAAUUCCCCACAGAACACGAGUGAUUGUUGAUAAUGAUCAGAGUCGAUCUCCAUAUCGGCCUUACAACCGAUAUAGAGUUGAGCGAUUAAACUCUGAAACGUCUACGUCGGAACAAACGACAUAGUUUUACGGAAAUUAGUUUCUUUGUUCGCUCGCGACAAUGAAACAGCAGCAGAUUGUUUUAAGAUGAACACAAACACUACUGUGAUUAUAUCAGUGUCUGGUACAAUUGAGUACACAGGUGCGUGUGUGUGCAGACAUUCUCCUUCCGAAGAUCUUGUUGGUCAUUUACUUCUCAUCAGUGUAAUAUCAAGAGUAAGAUAUGAUCUAUGAAACUGUAGAGACGUUGUAAAAGGCCUUGACUGAUAAAUAUGUCCCCUGAUUAUUAUUUACAACAUCUCGAAAAGCAAUACAGAUGGAAUUUCAAAAAUGUAGUUGAUUAAUUAAUUAAGUGAUUAAUAAUAAAAUUAUUUAUCUAUACUUUCCUUUAAAUGAUAAUAGGUAAAUAAAAUAAUGUAUAAGUCUAGUAAUAACAAUAACUUAUAUCUCUUAAACAUUUUUUAAUGUUAUUAAGGUCUUAAAUGCUCAAUUUAUGUAAAUGACAAAAUAUUUCCGAUUUUAUUAUACUAAUUAAUUUUUUUGUCAUUUAUCUGCAUUCCACUGUAGUAAAUUUUUUUUUCUUUUUAAUAUUAUAUAUACUUUUUUUUUUUUUUUUUUUUUUUAUAUUAAAAGUGAUUUUGUUUUUUUAAUUUUAAAUUUUCACAAUUCGGAAGCCAAAUUAUCUCGUUAUU